UCUCUGUGGUUUGGUUUCUUGGCCAUGCGUAUAUAACAACUCCCAGCACUUCCGAUCUCUUCUUAUCGCCCCCUCCCCCUCCCUAUUCCUCCCCUCGAUUCUCCGGGUUGAUCCCGUCGCUGUCUGGGCCUGUUCCAUUGGAGGAGAAUCGCCCGGCUAGAAGAAAAGGCUUGGAAAGGAAGGUAAUUAUCUGACAUGGAUGAGCACAUGGGAAGACGAACAGUUGGCGGCCUCCUCUUCACCAAGGGAGGCUCAAUUCUUCUCUUCAGAGAAGACGGUUCGCGCCCCAAGUCCAAGAACUGCUGCUCGCGCCAUGGCUGUAGUGGUCAGCAUUCUGCUGACAAAGCCAAAGGCAAGGAGGUGCACAGGGCGGCGGCGCCCAAUGAAUCAACGCCAGCCACCCCUGGGAGAUCACAGAUUUUUCGGAAGCCCAACAGAAAGCCUCCACAUGAAAGCAGUGCUUCAGGCAGCAUCAGCAGGGAUGCAGGAGGCUCUUGUAGCGAAACCGGCAACAGGUCAAGAGACACUCCUGGGCCCGGGCGUGAUCUACUGGCUAGGCUUAAGGAGAGGGUCAACACAUCAAGGAAACGAUCGUUGAACAGGGAGAACAGCCCACAGUCACCGAGUGGAUUCAGUGCUGGUUCCCCGAGCAAUAGUCGAUCGGUCUCAAGGCCGUCGCAUCGGGCAGCUUCGAGGAUAAGAAAAGCUGAUGAAGGUGCAGCAAAUGCAGGAGCUGACGGUGUGCGCAGAAAUGGUGCUGGAGAUGCUAGGAGGAGUUCAGAGAGGAGUGACGACGACUUGCUGCUAGUUGAGCAGGUAACAAGAAACCAUGUGCCUUCUGAAGGGUUUCUUUCUGGAUUCAUGGCGAGAUACAGAAGCGGCCUUCAGGGAGACCUUUCAUCUCUGGACGACAGCAUGGAGGACUCAAAUGGAUACUUGCGCUUUGAUGUGGGUGGAAUAGAAGAGCUUGAGAACUACUUCAUAUUCAAUGAUCGGCAUAGAGGAAUGAGGAUGGAUAUCGACGGCAUGUCCUACGAAGAGCUGCUUGCUUUGGGAGAGCGAAUUGGUACUGUAAACACUGGUCUUUCAGACAAUGCAUUGUCCACGUGCCUGAACAGGAGCCUCUACAUGCCCACAGCUUCAGGUUCUCAUGAAGAUUGUGAAAGAAAAUGCAGCAUAUGCCAGGAGGAGUAUUUAGCCGGCGAGGAGGUGGGAAAGAUGGCAUGUAAGCACUACUACCACCUUUCCUGCAUACAGCAUUGGCUUCGGCAGAAGAACUGGUGUCCUAUCUGCAAAUCUGUUGCCCUGAAAAUCAACUAGCAACUCAUUUCAUGUUUGAAAUGAAGUGUAUAGAUUCUUCAUGUCCUGUAUUCCCUCCCCACCCCUCUCCAUUUUCCUUUUGAAAUUCUUUUCCCUUCUUUUUUUUACUCAAAACACUCAUUUUUAUUAUCAAUUUAAAUCGGAAAAGGAAAAAUUGUGUUGUGUGGGCU
This is a messenger RNA of Sorghum bicolor (sorghum), 1490 nucleotides long. RefSeq names its product probable E3 ubiquitin-protein ligase RHG1A. The transcript has 5 exons. Lineage: Eukaryota; Viridiplantae; Streptophyta; Magnoliopsida; Poales; Poaceae. The record is from RefSeq and is a predicted model, not a curated record. The coding region runs from base 196 to 1320 and encodes 374 amino acids. Gene Ontology annotation, molecular function: ubiquitin protein ligase activity.